AAAGAAGCUUUUCUAACUCGAGUGUCACAUUCAGAAGAGUGGUCUAUCAGCAAAUUGGCAAGUGAGGAAAUUUCAAAUCAGGUGAAAUGAGGACUUUCAUUCUACUUUUGUCAUUAUUGUGCGUGGUAUAUGCGGCAGAAAAGUGCCAUCGCGGCGGUGGUGGUGGUGGCGGCGGCGGCGGAGUUUCAGCACCUAGCGCAACGAGUGUGGGUGCGGGUACGGGUACAGGUGGAACAGGUGUAGCUUCUGCACCGAGUGCUGGUGUGGAAACUCAACCAGGUGCCGUUGGAGGUAAUGGCCAAGGACGUCAAAGUAGACAAGGCGGUCGUGGUGGACGUGGAGGACGGGCUGGACAAGGAAGACAAGGCGGAGGAGGUGGGCAAGGUCAGCGACGGGGUCGACAACAACGUCAACGACAACGAGCGAGCAAUAAUCGGGGUGGAAGUCAAAACAACCGCGCAAGGAACUCGAACAAUCGUCAGCGACGUGGAUAGACACAUUGAAUAAGGUCUAAUAUGUCCAUUUUUCUGAAAUAAGACUUUCAAGGAAAAUAUAUUUGUUUAGACUGA
Molecule: messenger RNA, 569 nt
Organism: Hermetia illucens (black soldier fly)
Lineage: Eukaryota; Metazoa; Arthropoda; Insecta; Diptera; Stratiomyidae
Product: translation initiation factor IF-2-like
Exons: 2
Coding region: 87-494 (135 amino acids)
Source: RefSeq, a predicted model, not a curated record